Molecule: messenger RNA, 2820 nt
Organism: Trypanosoma grayi
Lineage: Eukaryota; Euglenozoa; Kinetoplastea; Trypanosomatida; Trypanosomatidae
Exons: 1
Coding region: 1-2820 (939 amino acids)
Cellular component (GO): cytoskeleton
Source: RefSeq, a predicted model, not a curated record
AUGAAGCCGUACCCCAGCCAGCAGGAAGCCGCCGUGCAUCUGGUCGGAUCACCCGCGCAGCGCGUCGGCGCACAGGUGCGGCCCCACGACUACAGCACGUUUGACGUCUUGGUCCCACCAUCUCUUGCUCCGGCGGCUGUUUCCCCGGGGACAGCGCGGCUCAGUGAAACAUCGCCGCCGCGAGCACAAGUGGCGUCUCGGAACAACAACAACNGCAGCAGCAUCAACAAGAACCAAAGUGAUCCGCUCGUCUCCCCGACUCAUCUUGGCGGCGCGGUGAUGGCGCUGACGGUACCGCCACCGCCGAAUACGGUUGAUGGUGCUGAUGUUUCUCCCGCUCUUCUCGGCACGCGCGAUCUCCAGCGUGGCUUACUGGAGCAGAAGCUACAGCACGUGCAACGCGAGGCCAAUGCGGUGCAGGAGGAGUUGAAAGAGACGGGUGCGCGUCUUUCCCACGUCACCGUGAAGCUUAACGAACAGAAGGUGGAGUUCAGUGCCUUGACGCACCGCUACGGCGCAGCAGUGGAAAAAUUGACUGCUGCGGAGGGAAGUGUGAAGCGGCUUGAGGAACAGCUCGUGUACGAGCGCAAGCAGCAUAGCGCUGUGCGGGAAGAGCGCGACGGCCUCAAGGCAUCGCUGCGCGAGCUGGAGUGGGAGGUGACAAAGCUGUGCCGCGAGCUGCAGGAGGAGCGCGAGCGCCCGUCGAUGGACCCGCGCGAGGUGGAGCGAAUGCUUCACGACCGUAGCCGCUUUGUCCCUGCGGCAGAGGUGCAGCGGCGCUGCGACGAGAUGCGGGACGCGCAGCAGUCCCUUGCCCUGCGUGUCGCCUCCGCCCUCGANGCACUGCUGCUGGCGCACGAGGAGGACGAGACGGCAGUGUUUGUCGCGCGCAGUGCGGUGCUCUCGGCGGCGACGGAUCUCGAGGCGAAGGUGGCUGCCACUGAGGCGACGCUUGCCGCGCUUCACGACCAGAUGACGCUCUUUAACGAGGGCACUGAGCGCGACAUGACAGAGAUGAUCAGUGCCCUCAUUGUGGAGAACAAGGAGUUAUGGCAGCACCUCUCCAAGCUGAAGGGCGACCACGAUGCUGCAGCCGCGCAGGUGGCCGCUCUUCGCCGCAAGGGGGAGUACAUCCCGCGCGACCAAUAUGAGUACACACAAAAACAGCUUACGCUAACCGUGGAGAGGCUCGCCGCCGCGCAGAAGACUGUCGAGGAACAAAUCGAGGUGGCAAGGGAGCACGAGGAGCAGAUGAAGGCUGUGAUUGGCAAUAACGAGUCAUUGCAUGAUGAGGUAGUCCGCCUCGCACAACAGCUGGCGCAAGUGCAGGAGAAGGUGGGGAAGAGGGAGCAGCAGCUGGAGGAGGCAAAGACGGCGGCUAAGGAAACCCAGCGGUGCUUAGAUGACUCACAGGGUUUGCUAGAGAGUGAGCGGCGCCGCAUGAACAACACAGUGCAGCAGCUCAACGAGAACUUCACCACCAUGGAGAAGGAAUACGAGCAGCGGAUACGUCACCUUAAUUCGGAACGGGAUGCGGCGCGAGAGGAUGUGGAUCGGAUGCGCCGCGAAUUGGGUGAUGCACAGGAACAGGUAGAAUCUCUCCAGCGUGACCUUGCUGCCCGCACCAGCUACUUCGAAAACUACAGGCAACAGGCGGAGGACCACCAGCAACAGGUGAGUCGCUCCCUGCAGGAGGAAAUGGCCAGCACACGCGAGCUGCUUGAGCACGAGUUAGGCCUCGUGCGGCGGGAGUUGGAGGAGCAACGCACCUCCGUACGGGAAGCGGAGCGGGAGCGCGAUGACGAGCGUGCGGAACGCCGCGCGGCGCAGGCUGUCGCAACAGGGUUAGAAGCAGAGGUGAUGCAACAGCGUCGCGAGAAUGAACAGCUGCAGCGUUGUAUGGAGGAAAUUACAGCGCGGCUUCAGCAGUUGGAGGCGGAGGCGGACCAGUUGCGGCAACGGCGCGAUGACGUUGGGGAGGAUGCGCGGCAACUGCAGUGUGAGUUGCGGCGACUCCAGGGGAGGGGGAAGGAACUCGAGCAACAACUGCAAGAGGAGCGCGAGACACACAUGCAGCUGUCAACGCAGCUCCGGCAGGAAAUACGGGAUAUAGAGCGGAGCCGUGCUUCGCUACAAGAGGAGCUGAAGAAGGUGCGCAUUCGCAUAGCGGAGGUUGAGCAGCAGAAGUCUGUGUCCCGCAGUGAUGCCGAUAAGGAGAAUUUGAUGCGCGAGAAUGUGCGGCUGCACGAGCAGUACCAAGAGGUGCAGCAGGAAAACGUUACACUGCGCGAAGGUCUGCAACAGCUGCGGGCGAAGAAUCUCAGCUGCGAGCAGCUCUCGCAGCAGCUUGAUGACGUGCAGGAGCGGUUACGGCAGCUGCCGACGCUGCGACAGGCCGCGGAGGAUGCCAAGCGCGACGCGAUGCGCGCGACAGAGGAGGUGGAGGCGCUGCGGCAGGAGCGUGACGCCAUGGCGGCGAAAUUAGAUUUCUUCCUUGAGGAGAGUAAGCAGGCGGCGAAGAAGGACGAGGCGUGGGAUCGCGUCUUCCGUGACGCGGUGGAGCAGGCGAGGCGCCUCGGUGGGCAAGUGUCGGUGGCGAAGCAGCAACAGCAACAGCAGCGAAGCGCGCCGGUCUACGCCACCGCCCACGCGACCGGCUAUAGUGAUCAGUACAGCAACUACCAGCGUGUCCUUGGCAACAGCAGCAUCGCUAGUGGUGGUGACGGCAUUGCGCCGCGCAAGCUGCCGUCCCCGUCACGGUCUGCAGUGGACGCGUCGCCGCAGCCCAGCGCCCCAGCACUGCACCGCCCGUGGCGUUGA